GGAUACUGAGCAAAAAAAGUAACUAUGUUUGGACUCCUUUUUUUCAUUUUAUUUACCCCUGGAGUCAGUGAAUUCAUUUGUACAUCAUCAGAUCUUGAAAUGUCAUAUACUUUUUGCGAUUCUGCAGCUCAUUCUUUCAUGUUUAAUCUGACACCUUGCAGCACAAAGAACAAACCUAUCUGGAAGGCUGCUCUUACCUGGAUUCCAAGAAGUGACAUCCACUUUUUGAAGAUUGUCUUCAAUGUCUGGUAUGAUGGUGCCAAAGCACUCGUCUGGAAAGAACUCCUCUGCAGCGGAGCUGACGAUGAAUACUCACUGUGCGGAACACUGAAAGGAGAAACACUUGACUCAGCAUUUGACAUUAAAGGCUCAAGAUUUGAAUUUCCAAAGGGCAAUUAUAGUAUUGUUGUGCAAGGAUUCUCUGAUGAUUCUGAGAAUAAUAUGGUCAUAUGCUUGAAUUUCACCAUGAUAGUAAAAUAAGAUGCUUUCUGAGUGCAACAAACUUCUCAAAUAAUUCCAGAAUAUGGAGGCCACUUCUGUGAGCAACUGGAAUCCAAGCUGUGAAGUAAUAUGCACACUGAAUUUCCUG
Camarhynchus parvulus is the source of this 589-nucleotide messenger RNA. RefSeq names its product lymphocyte antigen 96 (gene LY96). Gene Ontology annotation, biological process: innate immune response; toll-like receptor 4 signaling pathway; detection of lipopolysaccharide. Bases 25 to 480 code for a protein of 151 amino acids. Lineage: Eukaryota; Metazoa; Chordata; Aves; Passeriformes; Thraupidae. The transcript is spliced from 5 exons. The record is from RefSeq and is a predicted model, not a curated record. Gene Ontology annotation, cellular component: lipopolysaccharide receptor complex. Gene Ontology annotation, molecular function: Toll-like receptor 4 binding; lipopolysaccharide immune receptor activity; lipopolysaccharide binding.